AAGAGUUCCACGUCAGCGACGUCGUUGCCACAUUCACCUAUCCCGAAGGCCCUGAGGUGCGCAAAUACUACCCGAGGUUCUACCACAAGACCGACAAGGUCGGCCGGCCAGUGUACUUUGAGCAGAUGGGCUUUAUCGACAUGAAGAAGCUCUUUGAGAUCACAACGCCAGAGAGGAUGAUCAAGGUCUAUGUGCGCGAGUAUGAAAAGUUCCUCAACUACCGACUGGCGGCAUGCUCGGCCAAGAAAGGCGUCAAGCUGGAGCAGAGCUGCACGAUCCUGGAUCUGAAAGGCGUGCCUCUCACGCAGUUUGGCGCGGUCAAGAAGCUCGUCAGCCAGGUGUCAGAGAUUGCCCAGAACUACUAUCCCGAGACCCUUGGCAAGAUGUUCAUCAUCAAUGCCCCGACCCUGUUUACGACGGUGUGGGCGGUGGUCAAGCUGAUGCUCGACGAGAACACGGUCAACAAGAUCUCGAUCCUCGGAUCCUCGUAUCAGAAGCAGCUGCUGGAGUGCAUCGACGCCGACUGUCUACCUGCCUCGUACGGCGGCACCUGCCGAUGCCCAAACGGCUGCGAGACCGGCGACGUUGGCCCAUGGAACGACGGCUCCGUGCCCGGGUUCCCCAAGCCCGAGUUUGAAGAUUAUACCCUCCGCGACAUGGCCAGCCGAGACACCCAGGCGUCAUCCUGAGGCGCCUGCGAUCUGCAGUCUGCAGUCUGCGCUCUGCACUGUGCUCCCCCCUGAUUCCCCGAAUGCUUCUGCCCGUUUGCUGCAACCGUUUGGAGGAGAGGCCAAAGCCACCGCCAUGCCAAUAGCCACUGCCACGCCAAAAUACAUGGCCGUCCUAUUUCUGCGGCCAGAAUCGAAGGAGGGGUGGGUGAGAUGCGCCGCGAGGCGUCCAGCAGAGGUUUGGAGUCGUGCGGCGGACUGCUAUCGGCUCCAUGAGGGAUGAUCGGAG
Molecule: messenger RNA, 957 nt
Organism: Polychytrium aggregatum
Lineage: Eukaryota; Fungi; Chytridiomycota; Chytridiomycetes; Polychytriales
Product: CRAL-TRIO domain-containing protein
Exons: 1
Coding region: 126-689 (187 amino acids)
Source: RefSeq, a predicted model, not a curated record